AUGGCUCUCCAUAUACCAGGUCUGAUCAUGAUGGUCGUCUUCUACUUGUUGGUGUUGGGAAUCGGCAUCUGGGCGUCUGUAAAAUCCAAGAAGAUGGAGAAAAACACACUCAGUGGACAGAUAGAAGUUUCUCUUCUGGCUAACCGGAGGGUCAGCUUGGCAGUGGGAGUCUUCACAAUGACGGCCACAUGGGUUGGUGGUGCGUUUAUCAUUGGAGUUGCAGAGUCAGUUUAUGACCCCACAAAAGGAUUAAUCUGGGCUCUUAUUCCCCUACAAAUGUCACUUUCAUUUAUUAUUGGUGGACUGUUCUUUGCAAAACCAAUGCGAGACAAAAACUACGUCACUAUGAUGGAUCCGUUCCAGAGGAAGUAUGGAAAAAUACUGACUGGUUUUCUUGCCAUUGUUCCAUUUAUAAGUGAAGUGAUGUGGGUUCCUGUCACACUGAUUUCCUUGGGAGUUACCGUUAGCAUCUUUUCCGAUUUGCCCUUAAGUCUUUGCAUCUGGAUCUCUGCUGUGGUGGCCAUCUUCUACACUGUCCUCGGUGGUCUCUACUCAGUCGCUUUCACUGACGUCAUCCAGUUGUCACUGGUGUUUUGUAGCUUGUGGCUGUGUGCCCCUUUUGUUCUGGCAAGUGAUGUUUACACUGACCUCAGUAAAACAGCAUUCAACCACACGUAUCAGGCCCCCUGGCUCGGUCGCCUUGAGUCGCAUGAAGUGUGGAGAUGGAUUGAUAAUUUCCUGGCAAUGAGUGUUGGAAAUUUGGCAUUUCAGGAUUUCCAUCAAAGGACGCUCUCCUCCAGCUCCACAUCUACAGCCAGAAUGAUCUGUUUCAUAGCAGCAGGUGUGGUGAUUGUUCUUGGGAUUCCACCUGUGCUGAUUGGUGCCACUGCAGCCUCAACAGACUGGAAUUUGACCUCAUAUGGGUCUCCAUCUCCGUAUGAGCGAGGAGAGGCGGCUAUGGUGUUGCCCAUCAUGCUCCUGCAUCUCACCCCGACUGCCAUUUUCGUCGUCGGCAUGGGAGCCAUCGCCGGUGCUGCCAUGUCGUCCACUGACUCUUGCCUGCUGGCAGCGACCUCCAUCUUCACAACCAAUAUCUACAAGCUCAUUAGACACCAGGCAUCAGAUAAAGAGCUGCAGUGGGUGAUACGUCUCUCCAUCGUGGUCGUAGGGCUUGUAGGAACAUCCCUCACCUACCUGGACAGCAGCAUCUUGGCGUUCUGGAUCCUGAGCUCAGACCUGACUUACACCAUAAUGCUCCCCCAGCUGAUCUGCAUCCUCUUCAUCAGGGUUUCCAAUGGUUACGGGGCAAUUGCAGGCUAUAUUGUUGCUUUUGUGAUGAGAGUGUUGUGUGGAGAGCCAGUGUUCAGCCUUCCCGUCAUCCUCCAUUUCCCAGGAUGCACUUUGGAGGAUGGUGUCUACAUCCAGCGCUCACCUUUCAAGAGCAUUUGCAUGCUCUCCGCCCUGGUCUCCAUCCUGUUGUUUUCAUAUGUGGCUUCACUCCUGUUCAACAAGGAGAUCCUUCCUGAGAGGUGGGACGUGUUCAAUGUGAAAUCACAGGCAGCACCAUCACCAGCAGGUGGCACCAGAGAGGAUGAAGGUGAAGAGGCUGAUGUUAAACGUGAAAAUGAACCAAUGCUUGAUACAGACUGCUAAUUCAGUUUCUAUUGACUUUAUUUUUCUUUUUGUGACAUAAACACAUUUAUGAUAAAGAUCAAAAUCUCAUGGAAACAGAAUGAGUUGAUGGAAUCCUUACAGUUAAAUAUCUUUACGUGCAUUUCUAUCUGUUCAAUGCUUCUGUUUUUCCAAAUGUGAUCAUCAAAGCAGCACAUGACAUAUAGAUAAUCAUUCUAA
This is a messenger RNA of Lates calcarifer (barramundi perch), 1851 nucleotides long. Its product is annotated as high-affinity choline transporter 1. The record is from RefSeq and is a predicted model, not a curated record. Gene Ontology annotation, biological process: acetylcholine biosynthetic process; transmembrane transport; choline transport. Gene Ontology annotation, molecular function: choline:sodium symporter activity. Lineage: Eukaryota; Metazoa; Chordata; Actinopteri; Centropomidae. The transcript has 8 exons. The coding region runs from base 1 to 1653 and encodes 550 amino acids. Gene Ontology annotation, cellular component: plasma membrane.